Ascochyta rabiei is the source of this 957-nucleotide messenger RNA. RefSeq lists its product as uncharacterized. Gene Ontology annotation, biological process: fatty acid biosynthetic process; secondary metabolite biosynthetic process. Lineage: Eukaryota; Fungi; Ascomycota; Dothideomycetes; Pleosporales; Didymellaceae. The record is from RefSeq and is a predicted model, not a curated record. Gene Ontology annotation, molecular function: fatty acid synthase activity. Bases 1 to 957 code for a protein of 318 amino acids. The transcript is spliced from 2 exons.
AUGUCCGCUCCCAGUGUACCAAUCGCCAUCAUUGGUAUGAGUUGCCGCUUUGCUGGUGGCGCCACCGAUCCCGAGAAGCUCUGGCAACUCUGCGCCGGGGGAAGAACAGGGUGGAGCGAGAUUCCAGAAGAUAGAUACAACAUCGAUGGCCACUACCACCCCCGGCCCGACAAUCUGAACACCACCAAUGUGAAGGGAGCAUGUUUUCUUGACGAAGACGUUGGGAAUUUCGAUGCCACGUUCUUCAAUCUGCCCGCUGAGACGGCUGCGUGCCUGGAUCCGCAAUUCCGACUCAUGCUCGAAGGUACCUACGAAGCUUUUGAGAACGCAGGACUCACCAUGAGCGAUGUCGUUGGCUCCGACACAUCCGUCUAUGCAGGCUCAUUCUUCAAAGAUUAUCACGAUGCUGGACUUCGCGACGUCACCACAUUGCCUCGUUUCUUUCUCGUUGGUGUUGGGUCUGCCAUGGCAUCGAACCGUCUGUCUCACUACUUCGACUUACGGGGAGCCUCGAUGUCCAUCGAUACGGGAUGCUCGACAACACUGACUGCGCUGCACCAAGCUUGCAAUGACCUCCGAAAUCAUGAGUCGACAAUGUCCGUGGUGUCUGGAGCCAAUCUGAUGCUCAAUCCGGAUAUGUUCAUCACCAUGUCCUCAAUAGCAUUAAUCUCGAAGGAUGGCCGAUCCUUCGCGUUCGACAGUCGCGCGAACGGAUAUGGACGCGGCGAAGGAGUGGCGACCCUCGUACUGAAGCGCCUUGAUGACGCGCUCCGCGAUGGAGACCCUAUCCAAUGUGUUAUCAAAGAGACUGGCCUGAACCAAGACGGGAAAACGGAGACCAUCACCACACCAAGUCAAGCGGCGCAAAUUGCACUCAUGCAACGUGUCUACAAGAAAGGUGGCCUCGAUCCGAAAGAUACUGGCUAUUUUGAGGUUCGUUAUCACGUGAUCCUGUGA